AUGGGCAAGCGGGCGAAGCCCGAACCCAGCGGCGCCAGCCAGCUUGCGGGUCGCGGCGGCGGCACUGUGGGCCGCGGUGGUGGCGCGGGGGGCCGUGGUACUAAGAAGUCCAAGAUGAAGGCCGCCGCCGAGACGUCGAAGGAGUCCCAGGUCAUAGGGCCGUUGAUGAUCAGGACCAAGAGCGUCGACCUCACUGGCCCCAAGGGUUCCUGCGGACGCUGUGGCUUCAAGGAGGACGCCGAGCAUCCGUUCCCCGACGGGAAGUUUUGGAUGGAUUACACUUGGCCUACUCUUUGCGGGGCUUGCGAGAAUGACAGCGAGUUGGCCGACUCCUUCGAGGCGUGCUGCCAGGCCGCCGACGGAAAGCGUUUCUCGGCCACGUUGCCGCAGGACGUCACGAUGGGCACGCAGACUGGCAUCACGGUGUACUCGGACUGCGUCCUCAUCACAGACGCCCAGUACCAGACCGACAUCGCCCCUGCAGGGGCGCAGAGCUUAACGCCGCAGCAGGCAGGGGAACGUGCCACAGAAGUGCAGAACGAGCACAAGGGUGAUGCGGUCACGGGGACGCUAGCCUUGGAUCCGACGUCGCCUUAUCUCAAGGUGCGCAGGUUCACCACCACCCUGAACACCCGCAGCGAGAAGGCUCUGUCGGCCGACGAUUGCUGCCGUGAGGGCGCGGCUUCGUCAUUGGAGGAGGCCGCCAACAAGCUCAUGCGCGAGCAGAUGCCCAUUACCUUGAGGGGGAAUGUUGGGAUUCCGACGGUGGCCGAGCUCAAGGCCAGAGCCUUGGCGUCGCUUGGACCAAACACCGACGACGCCAGGCCGCCCAGGUCCGCGUUCGACAAUGCCAUCCAAGUGCCUGAUUCGGUUCCAGCUGGCGCUGCCCGUGGCUCCAUGGGCGACGACGCGGGGCCGCUGCCGUCAGGUGCCAGCGACCACAGCCGCGGGGCCUCCUCGAUGAUGACAGGGACGCCGCCGUCCGUCAAGAAGCCUGGUGUGGCAAACGACGCUUCGGAGAAGGCGAGGCUGAAGGAGCUCAAGGAUUCGAUCUCCUUGGGGCGCAUCCUCACGAAGGGUAAGGACCAUGGCAUCGGUGAUAAGAUCUACGCGCUUCGGCGCUGGAAGCCUGAUAGCGACGUCUUGGGCGGCGAGAAGGACAACUACCUCAGCGACAUCGACUGGUGCACGACUCUGGGUGGGAAGGCCAUCGAACAAAUGGGGCAGGAUACCCGCCUGCGGCUGCUCGGGAACAUCAAGCACGUGGACCUCUCGGACGCGGUUCCUUUCAAGCUGCAGCUCUGCGCGGUUGCGGCCAAGGAGAUGUUCGACGUUGGAGGCAAGGUCGAGAUCUGCAUUCCCUGGAAGCAGUGCGCGGGCGAGUUUUCGAUGCUUCAUCCUCGGUUCUCGGCUGCUGGGGUGCCUGACGCAGAACUCGUCGAGACGGGCAGGGCGUUCUUCAUCAACAAUUUGAUUUUGCCGUACACCAAGCAGGAUAAGAUCCACAACUCGUGGAUGAUGGACCUGAUCGAUCAAAUCCUUCCUCGCGUCAAGUCCGAGGCGGUUCGCGAGGAGGCUGGCGUGUGCAAAGACCUCGCGAAGGAGAUCUACGUGUACGCCGAGUCCCUCCGCAUCCUCAUAGACCCCUCGCCCACAGCGCUGCUGGAGUGCGAUAUCAGGUCUGAAGUUCGCAAGUUCCUUCGUGAAGAAGCUGGGCCUGAGUGGCGCGUGGUCGUGACGACCUUCGGCUCGGAGUGGAAAGCGUGCCUUGAGGAGUACAACCGUUCCUACCACACCGACGUGAAGUACGGCGAGAAGGUCUCCUCCGUGGAACGGGUGCUCGGGGACGCUAUCAAGACUCUGACCGUUCAGGACAUUUCUUCGAUCAUCGCGAACUUGAAGGAGUGGGGCCCGUUGUUGCGCCUGGGUGCUGCGAGAAACAUCAUGAACCAUUUCCGCGACAAGCUGGAGGACUUUAUCAAGAAGUCUGUGCUCGCGUCGGACAUCGGACACCAGGCGGUGCCAGAUAUCGAGGAAGUGACAAAGUUGAACUUGGAGUUCCUCGAUCUCCUGAGCCUCACCCCGAAGCUGCGUGCCAUCUCUGAGGACACGGUCCAAGCAUUCAACAAGAUCUAUGCCGACCUGGAGAUGUUCCAGGAGAAGGUGUACAUCAAAGGCAAGAGCGACAAACUUGUGGAGGCUUGCGACGCCUACGAUCCCAAGCGCGAUGAGACAGUGCAGAAGAUUGCCGUCGCUUUGACGGAAUCUCAAGGCGCACACUUCGGCUCGGGCGAGGUCGUCGCCAAGCUCAUCGGAUGUGCUCGGACUUGCUUCAAUCACGUUGUGCAGAUGGGCCUCGACUUCACCGCAGAAGAUGAGACAACUGAUACCUGGGCCGAGACCGCCGAGAUGAUGAAGAAGAUGCUGGCAGUGGCAGCUGGCGCGGUCAAUCGCAUCGGGGAGUUCGACGCUGACGCGCGAGAGAUCCACAGGCUGGUGGUCACCAAGAUGAUGCUGAUCCAGUUGAUGCUGUCCAUCGGAGCCGUCACCGCCCGCAAGCCGUUCGCCGACUUGCACGUGGAUCUUGCUGAUGACGCGCAGGAGUUCGUCGAGACCGCCGCCGAGCCGCCCCAGGAUCCCGAGCAGCCGCAGGGAGAGGGGGCCUCGACAACACAGGGUGCGGAUGGCUCGGACGGGGCCGACGGCAAGAAGACGCUCGAGGUUACGAUACUGGCCGACUUCAAGGCUUUCGAGGUCCUCGCCAAAGUGGCAAUCAAGACAGGCCGCGACUUGCUCAAGGAGUUCUCGACGGUGUACUGGGACCUGGUGGCGGACGCCACGGAGUACGCUGCGAAGGAUAUGGAUGCCUUGAGCGGCGGCAUCAUGAACGGCGGCGGCAAGAGCUGGACGGACGGCCCCUCCAGCUUGCAGAACUGGGAGGAGGUCCUGACCCAGAUCAAGGCCACGCUCUUCAAGCAGAAGGGCUUGGCAACCAAGGCGCGCGCGCUGAAGGGCGACAUACUCAAGCAGCUUGGCGAGCUCAAGAAGACGGCCGACGAGCACGGCAAGAUGAGCGAGUUCGGUGGCCUCGAGGCGUCGGCGCUCAAGGCCGUGGGCCGCGCGGAGGCCACGCUGUUCGAGGCGCGCUUCGCUCAGCUCGUCAAGGGCGGAGUCCACGCGAAGGACCACAAGGAGUGCUUGCUGGCGUUCAGGGAUGAGCUGCACGACGCGAAGUACUUCAAGGAGAAGGACAUCCACCCAGUGAUCGCGGCCAAGCUGGAGGAGAUGCUCACGCAGGCCUUCAACGACACAUUGUAG
Messenger RNA from Prorocentrum cordatum, 3318 nucleotides. The record is from the annotation of a GenBank genome assembly. NCBI's taxonomy places the organism in Eukaryota, Dinophyceae, Prorocentrales, Prorocentraceae.